This is a messenger RNA of Olea europaea var. sylvestris, 3251 nucleotides long. Its product is annotated as pentatricopeptide repeat-containing protein At1g11290, chloroplastic. The coding region runs from base 34 to 2454 and encodes 806 amino acids. The record is from RefSeq and is a predicted model, not a curated record. The transcript has a single exon. Gene Ontology annotation, biological process: RNA modification. Gene Ontology annotation, molecular function: protein binding; RNA binding; zinc ion binding. Lineage: Eukaryota; Viridiplantae; Streptophyta; Magnoliopsida; Lamiales; Oleaceae.
UUAGCACUUGAAAAAAAAAAAUAAAAAAAUCAAAUGAGCUCACUGAUACUACCUGCCACCGCACCUCCUCCACUCUCGGCGGCACCGCCGCCUUUUCUGACACCAAGAAACUACAUUCCUCCCCAUGUAUACAAACAUCCAGCGGCUAUUCUUCUUGAGCUCUGCACUUCCGUGAAAGAACUACAUCAAUUCCUCCCUCUUGUCAUAAAAAACGGCCUCUACGGUGAGCAACUUUUCCAAACCAAGAUUGUAAGCUUGUUCUGCAAAUUCGGUAGUCUAAACGAUGCCCGCAAAGUAUUCGAGCCCAUUGAGUCCAAGACUGAUCCCAUGUAUCACACUCUCCUUAAAGGGUAUGUACAACAAGACACUAUGAUUAAUGCUUACAAGUUCUUUUGUCGAAUGAAGUGUGAUAGUGUAGCUCCCGUGGUGUAUAAUUUCACGUAUUUAUUGAAAGGUUGUGCGGAUAGUUUUGAUGCUAAAAGGGGUAAGGAAAUUCAUGCUCAGUUGAUAUUAAAUGGAUUCUCUUCUAAUUUGUUUGCCAUGACUGGUGUGGUUAACUUGUAUGCGAAAUGUGGGUUGAUUAAUGAGGCCUGUAAAAUGUUUGAUAGAAUGCCUGAGAGGGAUUUAGUGUGCUGGAAUACAGUGAUUGCUGGUUUUGCUCAAAAUGGGAUGCCAAAGAAGGCGUUGGAGUUGAUUGUGUUGAUGCAAAAAGAAGGGCAUAUGCCUGAUAUGGUUACUGUGGUUUCGGUUUUGCCUGCCUCUACUGCAAUUGGGAAUUUAAGGGUUGGGAAAUCAAUUCAUGGGUAUAUUCUGAGACGGGGUUUGGAGUCAUAUGUGAAUGUUGCAACUGCUCUGAUUGACAUGUAUUCAAAAUGUGGGUUGGUUGGGACUGCACGGUUGAUAUUUGAUAUAAUGGAUAUGAGAACGGUUGUGUCAUGGAAUACUAUGAUUGAUGGUUAUGCGCAAAGUGGCAAUUCUGAAGAAGCAUUGGAGCUCUUUGAUAAGAUGUUGGCUGAAAAAUUAAAGCCAAGUAAUGUUACAGUUAUGGGAGCUCUACAUGCCUGCGCUGAUUUGGGUGAUCUUAAACGUGGUCAAUAUAUUCAUGAGUUAGUCAAUGAAUUGGACCUUAAUUCGGAUGUUACUGUGACUAACUCUUUAAUUUCAAUGUAUUGCAAGUGCAGAAGAGUUGAUAUAGGUGCUCAAUUGUUUGAUAAAUUACAAAGAAAAACACUUGUAUCGUGGAAUGCCAUGUUAUUAGGAUAUGCACAAAAUGGUCGUAUAAUUGAAGCACUUAAUCUCUUUUGCAAAAUGCAACAGCUGAAUAUGAAACCUGAUUCAUUCACACUGGUCAGUGUUAUAACUGCUAUAGCAGAGUUAUCAGUGUUGCGCCAAGCAAAGUGGAGUCAUGGACUGGCUAUAAGGACGGGUUUGGACAAGAAUGUUUAUCUGAAGACUGCUCUUGUUGACAUGUAUGCAAAGUGCGGAGCAGUGCAUACAGCAAGGAAGCUAUUUGAUAUGAUGGAUGAGAGGCAUGUUACGACUUGGAAUGCUAUGAUAGAUGGAUAUGGAACACAUGGAUUUGCAAAGGAAGCUGUGGAAUUAUUUGAUAAAAUGUGCAUAGGCAGUAUCAACCCAAACGAUGUGACUUUUUUAUGUAUAAUCUCAGCUUGCAGCCAUUCAGGCCUUGUAGACAAAGGCCGCCGCUAUUUUACCAUCAUGAAGGAAGAAUAUGGCUUAGAGCCUUCAAUGGAUCAUUAUGGAGCCAUUGUUGACCUAUUUGGUCGAGCUGGUCGACUUGAGGAAGCUUGGAACUUCAUUCAGAACAUGCCUGUUCAGCCAGGACUCAAUGUGUUUGGUGCUAUGUUGGGCGCUUGCAAGAUUCACAAAAAUAUUGAUUUGGGAGAGAAGGCAGCUGACAAGCUGUUUGAGUUGGAACCUGAUGAUGGUGGAUAUCACGUAUUGCUUGCUAAUAUUUAUGCCACGGCUUCAAUGUGGGACAAAGUAGCUAAAGUAAGAACUAUGAUGGAGAAAACUGGGAUCCAGAAAACCCCUGGCUGUAGUUUGGUGGAUUUGAAAAAUGAGGUGCACACGUUCUAUUCUGGAAGCACAAAUCAUCCCCAAUCCAAACAUAUCUACUCUUACCUUGAGAAAUUGAUUGAUAGGAUUAAAGCAGCUGGAUAUACCCCUGAUGCCAAUUCAAUUCAUGAUGUAGAAGGUGAUGUUCAGGAACGGUUGCUGAAUACCCAUAGUGAGAAGCUGGCUAUUGUCUUUGGGCUCAUAAAUACCAGUCCUGGAACAACUAUUCAUAUUAGGAAGAAUCUUCGGGUCUGUGGAGAUUGCCACGAUGCAACCAAAUACAUUUCACUUGUGACUAAACGAGAAAUAAUUGUGCGUGAUAUGCACAGGUUCCACCAUUUCAAGAAUGGAGCAUGCUCCUGUAGAGAUUAUUGGUGAUCACCACUAGUCUCGACACUUCGAAGUUCUUACUUUGUGAAGUUUAACGUAACGUGAAAUUAGCCAAGUUCGUUCUGUGACAAAGGAUGUCGCUCUGCAGUUUAUCAUCCAUUAAGUUGACAAAGAAAUGAGUGUACCUUUUGAAACUUCUCCAUGGCUGUUCUGCAGGCAAAAUCAGGUUUUCUUUUCAACGAGUAUCAUCAAUCAAACAAACCGAGGGACUUACCAAGAAACACUGGUUCAUGAAAGCCUGCCAUUAGAGUACUAGGCCAAGUUUUUGCAGUUUUUGCUAGGUGGAGUGAACGAGGGACUAUCAGUAACCAUUACCAAUAUGUGCAGCCCCUCUUAAUGGGACACUUGUUAUUGUAAGCAACAGAUCAUGGAUGAAUUCAUGAAAUUGCUCGUAUCUAUUUGACGUGCAAUUAGAACCAAUAUUGGCACUAUCAAAGUUCAGACGUGGUAUUGACGUCCUUCAGUAUUGCCUGUUAUAGAAAGGUCCGAACAUCCAUAACCUUUUGCCAGAAAGUAAUUCACGGUAGUGAGUAAGUUGUGGGAGUGCAAGGAAGGAGAUUGCUCUUUGCUUGCUAGAAGGAAUUGCCGAAUGGAAGAGCAGCGUUCACUCUUGGAUUGACAAAUAAAAUGCUUCAUUAUAUUGAGAUAGAAUUACAUUGAUGGCUCAUUUGCUAUUGUUAGUUGUAGCUGCAAAUUUCAAGUGUUGAUGUCAAAUUUAAAUUUUGUAAACCUUCUUGUUCCGGAUCCUCUUGAAACAAUUUCAUAAUCACUAUCCAUAAUUGCAA